Messenger RNA from Komagataella phaffii GS115, 306 nucleotides. RefSeq lists its product as uncharacterized. The coding region runs from base 1 to 306 and encodes 101 amino acids. The transcript is spliced from 2 exons. NCBI's taxonomy places the organism in Eukaryota, Fungi, Ascomycota, Pichiomycetes, Pichiales, Pichiaceae. Gene Ontology annotation, biological process: proton motive force-driven ATP synthesis. The record is from RefSeq and is a predicted model, not a curated record.
AUGUCCUUUGUCAUUAGAAGAAAACUAUCCACUUUGAUCCCUCCAAAGAUCGCUUCCGCAAAGAACCUGGGAUCCAACCCUCACGCUAAGAAGAUCCAGGAGGUCGUCAAGUUCUACAAGGCUCUUCCUCAAGGCCAAGCCUCUUUCCCUAAAGCUUCUUCGCCAAUUGGAAAAUACGGAGAGAAGUACUUCAACGACGGAAACGCUUCAGCUAAGCCAUUGUUGCACUUGGCUUUAGGUGUUAUUCUUUUCGGUUACUCCUUAGAAUACUACUACCACUUGCGCCAUCACAAAGGUGAACAUUAG